GCUUCACUCAACGCGCGUCCCGCGGAAAGAGAAUCGAGAGCUUCCUUCGUGGGAGCGGCACUCCAGCCUGGAAAGGUGGGAUUUGCUUCUUCCAUGCUCACGUUCCGCGGGGAUGCAAGUUGCACGCCCACUUGUUGCAGUGUGUCUGUGUGUGCGCGCGCGCGUUCCUGUUGCAUGUACAGUACAGACCUGGAUGCGAGAAACGUGCGCUGGCUCUCUGCCAAGCAAGAGCACGCGUCCACUGGGAUGCGCGUCGGGGCGUGCAGACCUGUUGCAGGCAAGCGCGUCCCGGCGCCCGUUGCGCGCAGGGCGCACUUGGCCGCCGGCUGCCGCCCUCGCCAAAGGGCGGGCGCGGAGGGUCGCGCACGCGUCGGUCUUGUGUGCAGGGUGUGGCUUCCGCCUCUCCUGCCUCGCCUCUCUUGCGCGGGAGCCAUACCCCAGGACGGGCUUCCUUGGGUGCCGGAGCCGCCGUUGCCAUGCCCGUGCGCUCUCCUUCCAAAGGGCGCCAGCCGAGGGCGUCCCGUGGGCUCAGCCCCGCCGCCGCCUGCGCUCCGGAGUCUCCGUCCCGGUUAGCGGCGCUGCUGCUCACUCCCGGGCUGUUUCGCCACCUGCUUUGCCCGCCCAAGAGGAGAAGCGGAGCGGCUGUUGCAAGUAAGUGAGCGGAUCCCCUCCCUCUCCUCGCUUUCCUCCGACAGGCGAUCUUCUGGGCGCGCAGCUCCUCGCCGAACUUCCCGGGCAAGUUUCUCGGAGGGAACUUUCUUCAGUUCCGGGAAGCAAACCAGCGGAUCGGAUUGGGGAAUCCGGUAACCGGAUCCGCCGCCGCUACGAGCUCUUGGGUCAUUCCGGGCUCCAAGCGCUUAAUGCAGGUUUAGAGACCCCUUGACGGCGAUUACUCUUUUUUCAAGCCCACCAGCGCGGAGAUUUAAGGGAAAGUGCCGGCGUGUUGUUGUCCGUCCCGUCCCCCCUUUGCGCGCCCCACCCUUUCCGUGUUGGAAUACGGAGCGAGGGGUUAAUCCAGAUUUAAUGCGCGUGGUCUGCUUUGACUUUCGGCCCCAGGGACACUUGGAAGAACUACCGGAGCUGGUAGUAGGAUGGUGUGGGAAUAAUGGUGAAAUGUUUUGAUCGCCCUAAAAUUAUCCACACAUUCCUCUUACAUCAGUCACCGUGUCUGGGAACGGUGUUCUCUUUUGGUGAAGACCCGCUUGCUCCGGCUUCUUUUCCACCUCCGUUAUCCCAUCGGUAUGUGGUCUGAUUUUAGGCAUGAUUACUGAGAACCAAAAGCCUCCCUCUCCCCAAUAAUUCGGUGGGAUUCACUUCCAAAGCAUGCAUGGUGCUGUAGCUUUAAUUUUGGAUCGCUCCCUUCAUUUCCCUCUUUUCCAUCUUCCACAGCCCCAAGGCAAGCCUCUCCAAACUGCAGUUGUGGAGCCCCACCACUACAGCAGGUUGAAUCCAAUCUAUCACUUGGUGCAGGCUGUUGGGUAUGACUUGGGUGCUUUGGAAACAUUGACUGCAUCUGGUACCAUAACUGCAUUGGAUUCCAUGUGCAAAACCCCAAAGCUCUUUUAUUUUCACAUCCCCAAACAAGACUUCUUUGCUUUGCUUGGGGGGACAGAAGUGCUUUGGAACAACUGAACUUCUGGAGUUGUGCACCUUUGAAAGCCCAGGUCUAUUUCCCCUCAAUUGUUUUCCUUGCAAUCAACUGAGUGACAGCUAUUUGUGUCAUUCUUUGUGAUAAACGUGGCGUAUUGUUGAUAUGGCAUAUUAUUGACAUCAGUUCUCCUGCCUCCGGUAUCACACUCUUGUUUUGUGUCGGAUGCUUUUUCUCAGUUUGAGCAGUGUGCAGCAUUGAAGUUGGGAAGGUGAAUGAAUUUCAUACUGAUACUUCAUUCUAAGCUAGAUUUUCUGUUAAAACCAGCUUUAUUAGUUGUCUUCAGCACUGAUUCAUCUCGUUUGUCUGCUCUUUGUGGUGUUUUCUGUUGCUGAAAAUCAUCAUGUGUUUUAGCAUUUCACUGCUCUAGUGCUUGAGGUACAUGUUAAUAGCUGUUUUGCGGCUUGGUAACAAUUUCUGCAGGAGGAUGUAGCCUAUCUGAAAUAAAUUUGCAGGGGAAAUGGUCACACUCCCAUCCUAUCAACAUCCAGCAACAAUAGCUCUGUAGUUGGAAUUAAUAGCAGAGUGGAUUCUCUGUAUUUGCAGAACAACCUUAUGGGAAGAAGUAAUGUUUUUCUGCAAAAUGUAUUUCUCCUCCUUAAUAGAGUCCGUAAUAGACUUUCUGCAAAGCCCAAAUUUCGACCACUAUUGAAUACAUGUGUUGAUUUCCCCCUGGUCUUUAGGUACUGAAUUGUCCUGCUCCAGUUAAUAGCUGCAGUGAGAUAGUUAAGCAUAAUAUUUAUUUUCAGAUAUUGUAAAAACUUGGAUAUGCUGAUGGACUCAUUUUGUUAUGCCUUUCAGGUCUGCCUUGUAGUGAGCAGCAAAAGUUUAAGGUGACCUUGUCAGUGUGCAUGUCUUAAAUCUGCCAAAUCAGAAUUUGUGAGGUUGCCUUGAGAUGGGAAAUGAGCUCUUUGUGGUGAGGUUUAAGGUAUGUUUCAGCUAUUGAAGAACAAUCUCUUGAACCCUAAACUUCCUUUGAGCUUUACUGAGCGUAGCGGUGGUAUACAGUGGUACCUCGGGUUAAGAACUUAAUUUGUUCUGGAGGUCCGUUCUUAGCCUGAGACUGUUCUUAACCUGAAGCACCACUUUAGCUAAUGGGGCCUCCCGCUGCUGCCGUGCCGCCAGAGCACAAUUUCUGUUCUCAUCCUGAGGUAAAGUUCUUAACCCGAGGUACUAUUUCUGGGUUAGCGGAGUCUGUAACCUGAAGCAUAUGUAGCCCGAGGUACCACUGUAUUAGAAGAGUCCCUUUGGAUCACACCCAGCCCAGCAUCAACAUAAUACAAACAUAGAAAGCUGCCUUCUAUUGGGACAGAUAAGUGGUCCUUCUACCUCAGUGCUAUCUACACUGACUGGCAGCAGCCCACCCAAGAUUUUAGGCAAUUGUCUUUUCCAGCCCUAGCUGGAGAUUCUAGGGAUUGAACCUUUGACUUUCUGCAUGAAAAGUAGUUACUCUAUUACUCAGCUACAGCCAUGCUUCUGUUGCUUUCCAGCAGCUGUUAUUCAGAAGUAGGGAUGGAAGGUCUGGCAAGUUUGAGAUUUUUCCAAUCCUAAAUAUGUGAUUUACUCGUUUUUUAAAAAUCAUUACAAAAUUCUUCAGCAAUUUAGGGUGAAAUUCUCCUAAUGAACACAUCUUUGUAUGCAGUUUUGACUAAUUUUCACAUUUCUGCAAAUAAUUUCUCGUAAUAUUAUGCAUUUUUGUUCGCUGUUUCCAUGGCUAAGCACAUUUUCACCUAAUAUUUGCGCUUACUUGGUUGCAGAACUGCAUCUCAAAAUUCAGAUAAGUGUGAAUUUUGAAAGAGGCCUGUGUUUUGGUCCUUGUUUCAAAAAGUGUGAAUUUGGUAAAUUCAGCCUUUAAUGCGAGCCGAAUCAAAUCCCUCCUCCAUCCCUACUCAGAAGCAUGCUUUCUCUGAAACCUGGAGGUUACAUACAGGUAUCAUCAAUUGAUUUUUCUUCCCGAAGGAAAAGUCUUUCAAUGAGACCUUCAGAGUGCUUAAACAGCAGAUAGCUUUAGUUUCUUGUAGCAAUGCCUUUUUUUGGCAAAGCCCAUUCAUUAUAUUGAUGCUUAACACUGCACCAGGAGAUGCUUUGCUAGGGUGGUGGGUGGAAAUAAUAAAACGGUAGCUAAGACCGUUCCAGACGUCAGACGUCUGUUCAGACUUUUAUGACUUGCUGCAGAACCUGUUUUCAUCCAUGGAGUGAAUCGAAAAUUGCUUGCACCAUGGAAUAGUAACAAUCCCUUUUUUGCAAGUUCGGUGAUUACAUCAGAGAUGCACUGCAGAAAUCCAAAUGCUGCAGAGGGAAUUUGGAGGGGUGUGUGCAGAUGAUCAAGAGUGGAAUGUUAACACUGAAGUUGCUGCUUCUGUUUCUUGCUGUGGAAAGGGCAAACGUCUCUGGUCUAUUUAGCCUAGCAUUGUCUUGGAUUCUUGAAGAUAAGAGGACUGAUCACACAGCUUUCUAAAUUUGAUAGCGGGGGGGAGGGAUCCUUCAUCCUGCUGAGUCUGAUUAGUUGCUUAGGAGAUGUGCCUAUGCAUGUUUACAGAGAAAUCUGUGUUCAGUGCUGCUUAUUCCCAAGUAGGCGCACAUAGAAUUGUAUAUGCGUCUCCCAAUUCAGCCGCUCUUAAUAUGGUCUCUCUAUGCAUCCCGUUUGUUCCCAUGUGAACACGCACAGAAGCAGCACUGCAACACUGUGGACUAUGGAAGCUAUUCAGUAAACUUUUUCUCAAUUAAACAAAUAAUAAUUUUUAUUAUUUAUACCCCACCCAUCUGGCUGAGUUGACCCAGCAAUUCUGGGCGGCUUCCAGCAUAUAUAAAAGCAUAAUAAAACACCAAACACUUAAAAACUUCCCAAUACAGGGCUGCCUGUUCAGAUGUCUUCUAACAGCUGUUUAUUUAUCUCCUUGACAUCUGAUGGGAGGGUGUUCCACAGGGUGGGUGCCACCACCAAGAAGGCCCUCUGCCUGAUUCCCCGUAACUUCACUUUUUGCAGUGCUUGGUUCUGUAUUCGCUCAGAGAUUGAAUUGACAGCAGCACAGCCCUUCAUGCAAAGGACCAGGGUGUUAAAGGCUCCACAUCCAGAGAUCAGUAAGAGAGAACAGAACCCUUUGUAGAAAGAAGCUGUCAAACCGCUGGUAGGUGCUAUAGCAGGUGAAACCAUCUAAACAUCUUGAAAACACAGGAGGCCCACACAAACCCGCAAUAUACCUUGCCCUGUGGUAGCCAACAAGAUGAUGUUGGACUCCAACUCCCAUCAUCCCCAGCAAGUAUGGGUAAUUGGUAUGAUGGGAGUUGUAGUCCACAACACAUCAGCUACCCACUGUAAGCGACUCUCCCAGCACACAGGUUGUGUGGUCCAGUCCUGCCAUCUUUCUUGGCUGCCGCCCAGUGGCUGCCUCUGGUAACGGCAGGUUCCACUUUCUUACCACCAUUGGCCCCAGGUGGCUGUGCUUUCAUCCCUUCCUGCAUCCAUUGCCAUUUUAUCGGUACCUCCUAUUUUCCCGCAUCAAACCAUUAAUAUGCCCUGAUCGCAAAUAGCCUCUUUGUAGGCUUCACGCUUCUUUCCGUGCACACACCACUUUGUUGUCUCUCUCUCAUCCCUUCCAUUGGCUGUACAGUGGUACCUCGGGUUACAGACGCUUCAGGUUACAGAUGCUUCAGGUUACAGACUCCGCUAACCCAGAAAUAGUACCUCGGGUUAAGAACUUUGCUUCAGGAUGAGAACACAAAUCGUGCUCCGGCGGCGCAGCGGGAGGCCCCAUUAGCUAAAGUGGUGCUUCAGGUUAAGAACAGUUUCAGGUUAAGAUCGGACCUCCAGAACGAAUUAAGUUCUUAACCCAAGGUACCACUGUAUAAACAAUACGCAGUGCAUGGGGAAUGUCACACAAACCGAGACCCUGAAAUGUCUGUUUAUUUUUCCGUUGCAGAAAUUUUGUAGCGGGAGCAGCAAAGGGAUGUGAAGCCACCUGGUGACCAAGAUGACUCUCUUACCAGGAGAAAAUUCGGACUAUGACUACAGCGCCCUGAGCUGUGCUUCGGAUGCCUCCUUCAACCACCCUUUCUUUGCUGAGACAGAAACGCUCAAGGGAGUCUUUUACCAAAGGGCCAAACUCAUCCACCCCUCGGAAGAACUAUAUGGAAGCAUUCGCCCAGAAGACCGGAAGCAUCACAUCAUCAUCAAUGUGGGUGGCUUCAAGUACUUGCUCCCAUGGACCACUCUGGAUGAGUUCCCCAUGACCCGCUUGGGGCAGCUGAAGUUCUGCAACAACUUUGACGACAUCCUCAACAUCUGCGACGAUUACGACGUGACCUGCAACGAGUUCUUUUUCGACCGUAACCCCGGGGCGUUUAGGACCAUCUUGACUUUCCUCCGGGCAGGGAAGCUCCGGCUCCUGAGAGAGAUGUGCACGCUUUCGUUUCAGGAGGAGCUGCUGUACUGGGGCAUCGAGGAAGACAACCUGGAGUGGUGCUGCAAAAGACGGUACCUGCAGAAAAUGGAGGAGAUUGCGGAAAUGAACGAAGCGGAGGAUGAGUUCGCGGACGGCGAAAACCAGUGCGAAGCUGUGGCGGAGACGAAAGCUGGGCGUUGCAUGAAAAGGUUGCAAGACAUGGUGGAGAGGCCUCAGUCUGGGAUUCCGGGGAAAGUCUUUGCCUGUUUAUCGGUGCUGUUUGUGACUAUCACUGCCGUCAACCUUUCCAUCAGCACCAUGCCUGGCUUAAGAGAGGAAGAGGAGAGAGUAAGUUGAUUUUAAGAUGCGUAGUUGAUCUUAGGAUGCGUAGGGAGCUGUCUUCAGGCAUGUGGGGGGAAGCCAUCUAAAUGGAAAGAAAGUUGAUGUGACGGUUUUGCAGGCCAUCAGUGCAUCGCAGAAACCAAGUAUAUGUGGACAUGCAAAGCUGGUUUUUUAAAAAAUGGGUGGAAUAACAAACUUGGAGAUUCAUAUGCAAAGAUGCUCCAUGAUCACGGCCAAACAACCAGGGCCCGUUCCUACUUCCAUUAGGGUAGGGGUGGGCAGCCUCUACUUCUGCCUCACUUCCUGCCUUGACGAAAACCAGAGGGAACAUUGCACUAUUGCCACAAGAGCCAGUAGGAAGGGAGACAGGUACAUGCUUGACUGAACCACAGUGCAUACACCUAGGGUGGGGACCCUCUAGGGCAGGCAUAGGCAAACUUGGCCCUCCAGCUGUUUUGGGACUACAACUCCCAUCAUCCCUAGCUAACAGGACCAGUGGUCAGGGAUGAUGGGAAUUGUAGUCUCAAAACAUCUGGAUGGCCAGGUUUGCCUAUGCCUGCUCUAGGGGAGCGACCCUCUAGGGCUAGAUGUGGAUGGCAGGGGGUGGGGGAGAAAUGUGCAUUAGGGUAUCUUUAAGAUCUGCCCUUUGGUUCUUGUUUUAGCACUGAAUUGAAAGGGGCCACGACUGAUUCUGCUCUAAGACCCUGUUGCCUGGAGUCCUGUGUCCUGUUCUGGGUACCGUACUUUGGGGAAGGCUAGACAAAAUGGUUCAAACGAGGGCAGGAAUGAUGGUCAGGGAUAUGGAAAACAAGUCCCGUGAAGAAAGUUGAAGGAAUUGAGUAAGUUUAGACUGGAGAAGAGAAGACUGAGGGGGGGGGGUGAUGGUACUGCCUGUAGGGCUGUGACAUUAGGGAUCCUCACAUACUGCAUUCAGCAAGCGUACAUACAGCCUGUGCAUGCAAAUAUCUGUGCUAUGCAAAUCAACAAGUGUACUCUCACACAAACACUUGUGCAUAUGGCAAGAGCUUGUACCCGUGUUCAGUGUAGCACAUGAAUAAACAUAUCGAAGAGGAGAAAGACUUUACUGCCUCGGUGGUGAGUUCUUCUAUACUGGAGGUCUUCAAGUGUCUGUUGCAGGACAUUCUCUGCUUCCCACUGGCUUUAGGGAGGGAAGAGUUAACCCUCCCUGCAGAGAAAGAGAAGGGGCAGCAGAGAGAAAGGGGCUGCUCCACCUGCUUCUGCUUCCAACCCCCAUCUGUCUUAGUAUGUGGCCCUAAACAUUAAAAAAAGAGGAUUUCCUAUCUUUGAUCAUAGAAUCAUAGAACUAUAGAAUUAGAAGGGACCACAGGAGUCAUUUGGUCCAAACAGGAAUCUUUUGCCCAAUGUGGGGAUCAAACCCACAACCCUGAGAUUAAGAGUCUCGUGCUCUGCCACAUGAGCUAUGCCAGCUGUACAACUUCAAAGUGUGGUUAACACAGCAACAUGAACAGGCACCUGGGGAUCAGGGGGCCAGUCACAUCUGGCUAUGCAGACAGCUAGUCAUCAGCAAUAUAAGCACAAGGCUACUGUCACCACCCCAGAAUCACUCAAGCAUCGAAGAAAGUGAGGGCAUGAUCACACUGGGCUUAGCAAAUGUCCAGAGCCCAGAUUUAUUAAAAGGGUGUAGCUGGCCAUGUCUAAGUUUAGCAUGGUUUAUAUAAAAAGGCAGUUUAUAAUAUAAAUCUAUAAACUUUUUUUUUUUUUAAAUGUAAACUCUGAGGAAACUUGGAUAACCUGUCCUGGCAAAUCAUGUGGAAAAUUUGACAAGAGCUGGUAGCUGCUGCCCCACAUAGCUGCAUGUUCUAAAGCGAAAUUUUAAGCCUAGUGAACAGCGCAGGGACAUCUGAUGCUAAACAGGCGCCAUGGGGUUGAUUAUGUCCUUGGAAGGGAAAACCAGGUAAGAGUAGAAUGUAGGUGAUUUUGAAGCACCUUAAAACAGCCAGAACACUGCAUUUCAACCCAUUUUUAGUAUAAGUUGCAGAUCAGCUAGGAGUGCUCUGUUGUAUUGUUGAGAGUUUUUCAUUUUGAAAGUCUUUAUACCCAGAAAGGUGGCCUUAAAAUAUUUUAAAAUUAAAAAUGAAUACGUAAAUAAUACAGUCAUACCUCAGGUUACAGAUGCUUCAGGUUGCGUUUUUUCGGGUUACGGACUGCCGAAACCCAGAAGUACCAGAAUGGGUUCUUCCAGGUUUUGGCGGUCGCACAUAUGCAGAAGUGCUAAAUCGCGCUUUGCACAUGUGCAGAAGCACCGAAUCGCAGCGUGCGCAGACGCGCCACUGUGGGUUGCAGACGUCCAUCCCACACGGAUCACGUUCACAACCCGAGCGUCCACUGUAAAGUGAAGAUGCAGCACAUAGACACACUCGCAUAGGUGGCUUUUUAAAAGCAUUGGGCAACCUUCUGUGUUCUUAGCAAAGCCUUUCUGCCAGCCGUUUCGUUGCUCACGCAGUCCCCUUCUCUCCCACUCCAGGGCGAAUGUUCUCAGAUGUGCUACAAUAUUUUCGUCGUGGAAUCCGUCUGCGUGGGGUGGUUUUCCUUGGAGUUCCUCUUGAGGCUCAUCCAGGCGCCCAGCAAGUUUGUCUUCCUGAGGAACCCCUUGACCCUGAUCGAUAUCGUCGCCAUCCUCCCCUACUACAUCACCUUACUGCUGGACAGCACUUCGCUGGGCAGCAACAAGAAGCCGACCUCCGGCAACAUCUACCUGGACAAGGUGGGCCUGGUCCUCCGCAUCCUGCGUGCCUUGAGGAUUCUGUACGUCAUGCGGCUGGCCAGGCACUCGCUGGGCCUGCAGACUCUGGGGCUGACGGCCCGCAGGUGCACCCGCGAGUUCGGGCUCUUGCUGCUGUUCCUCUGCGUGGCCAUCGCGCUUUUCGCGCCCCUCUUGUACGUGAUCGAGAAUGAGAUGGCGGACUCUCAGGAGUUCACCAGCAUCCCUGCCAGCUACUGGUGGGCCGUGAUCACCAUGACGACGGUGGGAUACGGUGACAUGGUACCCAGGAGCAUCCCAGGCCAGGUGGUGGCCCUGAGCAGCAUCCUCAGCGGCAUCCUGCUCAUGGCCUUUCCCGUCACGUCCAUCUUCCACACGUUCUCGCGCUCCUACAUCGAGCUGAAGCAAGAGCAGGAGAGGAUCAUGUACAGGAGGGCGCAGUUCUUAAUGAAAACAAAGUCCCAGUUAAGCAACGCAUCACAGGGGAGCGGCAUGUUUCCGAGCCUCUCUUCAGAGACCAGGAAUGACGGCUGAAAUGGAAGUUUCCACGUCUGCCCUGUUGCCGAGCAAACAGCAAACUCUCUCUCUCUUUUUAAUCUCGGCAUUUGCUUCUGGAGGCUUUGGGGAGAGAUGGCAUUGUACAAAUAAACACGCAAAGGGCUUUUAGCCAUUAUGACCGUGGGGACUUGGUUCAUCAUUAUGUUGUAUUAGCAUUGCUAUUAGGGGGUGGGGGAUAAGAUUGUUGCUUUCCAGUAGGUUGCACAAUUUGGGAUCAUGAAAUGGAGAUUUGUUUAUUUUUUAAAGGAAGAGCAACGUGCAUCGUUAACCAAAAGGAGAACAGUGUAAAAUUACAUACUGGGCACAGCUGUUGCCAUUUGUAAUGUAAAGAGGCAGGCCAUUUUCCAAGAGAGAACUGACUGUGAAUGUCAACAUUUUGAUCUUUCGGUUAAUUGACCUUUUGUUGUUUAUUUUUACCAAACCUUGUGAACUAUAACAUCUCGCAGAUCCAGAUUUAAUCCUUGGAUGUAUAACCCCGUUGUUUGUACUGGAGUUAGGAAGUUUGUGGGUCACAUUUGAAGCAGGCUUAGGAAUGUUUUAUUUUCUUGCAACUCUCCCCCCACACACACUUGCUGACCUCCCAAGCUUCAAACACAGGACCCACCAAGCAGUUUUGGCUUAUAUUCUGAAGAUAAGCAAUAGCAGCGUUUUUCAGCUAUAAUUUAAAUUGCAGCAGCGAGCUGCUUAUUUCUAAGGCUACUUCUCAAUCAGGGCAUUUCAACCUACAAUUCUCAUUGGCCAAAGCAAGCAUGGCCAGUGGGGGUGGGAGGGAUGAUGGGAGUUGUUGUCCUACAACCUCUGGAGGACUACCAGUUCUCCAUCCUACCUUCAAUGAAGCACCCGCUUAUUGCUGAGUCAAGUAGCAUUUCCUGAUAGGCGGUCAGGCACAGCCCCAGUGUCGCUGGAUGUGAUUUCUCUUUUCUGUGAGAUGGCUCAUUAUGUAAAGUGUCUCAUACCCAGUUCCAUCGUGUAUCAGAUACCAACAGGAACUCACAGCUUGCUUUUAGCACCAUUUCCCUUCAGACUGGUUAGGUGUAGAAAGGAGACUUGGAAGGGGGGAAGUAGCUUUAUAACUCCCCUCCUGAAUUCUCGUGCGCAUCAUCCUCUGAACAUUUAUGAGAAAACAUACGGCAGUCAUCCUCUUGUCUCCAGGAUACUGAUUGUGCUAGAUUGACCUGAUACAGCUGUCCUUCUGUUCCACACCCUCUAAUGUUAGUAACACAAAGCUAGAUAACAGAAAAUCCAAACAGAAUGUGCACCCAAAUGCCACACCAGUCGUUGUCUCACGGUUGUUUUCUUUUGCGCAGGAUAGAAGGAAAUAAAACUCGCUAUGUCUUAAUCCAGCUCCGUUGCCAAAAUUACUAGUGUGAUAGCUGCAACAACUUCUGGACAUAGGGCUCCUUUCAAGGAGGAAAGGAAAAUACCGGAAGCAAUUGCUGGAAAAGUAGAAAAGAGGAUAUUAUAUGGAUGAGUCAUUGGAAACUUAGUAAGUCUCCCAUGAGUGAAACCUAAAAGGCUUAAAGCCUUUUGUUAAUUGCCUUGUCCUUCCCACACACACACACACACCAAUCGACCAAGGGUCUGAUACAAAUUGGGUUUCUUUUUCAAGAAUCUGGG
Molecule: messenger RNA, 11290 nt
Organism: Podarcis lilfordi (Lilford's wall lizard)
Lineage: Eukaryota; Metazoa; Chordata; Lepidosauria; Squamata; Lacertidae
Source: the annotation of a GenBank genome assembly